AUGCUGUCCACGGCCGGAGCGGCAGCCGUCCUGACGGGGGUGUUGCCGCCAGGGCUCCCCUCGCACGCCCGCAGUGCGGUUCAGACGCGCGAGCUGAGCAGCGGCACGCGCAUUUCGCGAUCGGUGGAGGUAGGGCUGCGGGAACCAGCUGGCGGGCCUGCGCCGUGUGGCCUGGCGGAGGACAACGCGACGCGCGAGGCGCUCGGGACGAAGAACCUGCUGCCGCCGGCGGUCACGGACCGCGACACCGAGGUGCGGCGCGCGAUGGCGGCGCUGAACGCGCGCGAGUCGCUCAUCGGCAAGUACUCGACCCUGAUGACGCUGUUCGAGACCGACCCAGCCACAUUCACCGACGUCGUGCGCACCAACACGGCGCAAGUGCUGCCCAUCGUGUACACGCCGGGCGUCGGCGAGGCGUGCAAGCAGUGGGGCACGCUCGUUCCGCGGCCGCCGGGGCUGUACGUCUCCGCCGAGGACGCCGGCCGCGUCUCCGAGGCAGUCGCGCGCUGGCCUGCCGACAACGUGCGCGUGGUCGUCAUUACCGACGGAGAGCGCAUCCUCGGGCUCGGCGACCUCGGCGCGCACGGCAUGGGCAUCUCCGUGGGCAAGAGCAUGCUCUACACGGUCGCGGCGGGCAUUCCCCCGGGCUGGGUGCUCCCAGUGUGCCUCGACGUGGGCUGCGACAGCGACGCGGUGCGCGACGACGAGUUCUACGUCGGGCUGCGACGGAAGCGGGCGCGCGGCGCGGAGUACAACCGGCUGGUGGACGAGCUCGUCGCGGCGCUCAGGCAGCGGUACGGGACGGACGUCGUGCUGCAUUUCGAGGACUUUGGCCGCGCGAACGCGCUGCCGCUGCUGGAGAGGUAUCAGGACGGCCCCACGCUGAACGACGACAUCCAGUCGACGGCGGCGAUCACGCUCGGCGCGCUGCUGGGCUCGCUGCGGCUCGAGAACGUGCCGGCGCUCGAGAAGCAGCGCGUGCUGCUGUACGGCGCCGGGCAGGCCAACCUGGGCUUUGCGCGGCUCUUUGUGCGCAAGCUCGUGACCGCGGGCGUCCCGGAGAGCGAGGCGCGGAAGCGCGUGUGGCUCGUGGACUCCAAGGGCCUCGUCUACGACGGGCGCAACGGCGUGAACGAGGAGAAGGCGGAGUUCGCGCACCCGCUCUCGGACCUCCCGAACGGCCGCGACGUGCCCGACGGGCUCGCGGCUGCGGUGGACGCGGUGCGGCCCACCGCGCUCGUCGGCGCGUCGACGAUCCGCGGGGCGUUCUCCGCGGAGGUCCUCAAGACGCUGCACCGCGGCGUGAUGGCUGCGCACGGCAGCAGCGCGCGUCCCAUCGUCAUGGCGCUCUCGAACCCCGACACCAAGGCCGAGUGCACGGCGGAGGAGGUCGUGGCGGCGAUCGGCGACGCGGUGGUGUUCGCGAGCGGCACUGCGUUCCCGCCGGCGAAGCUGCCCGGCGGCGGCCAGCUGCGCGCGGCACAGGCGAACAACUGUCUCAUUUUCCCUGGGGUGGCGCUGGGGACGCUGGCGGCGCGGUCGCAGCGGAUCACGGAGCCGAUGUUCCUCGCGGCGGCGGAGGCCGUCGCGCAGAUGACGAGCGCGGAGGAGCUGGCGGUCGGCGGGGUGCUGCCGGACGUGCAGCGGCUGGACGAGGUUGCGGACGCCGUGGCUGCGGCGGUGGCGUCGACGGGCGCGAACAGCCCGGUCGGUAGGAUGCAGGAGCGGCUCGAAGAGCUCGUUGGGUCCGGAGCGGGCGGCUCGCAGUGA
This is a messenger RNA of Pedinophyceae sp. YPF-701, 1770 nucleotides long. The record is from the annotation of a GenBank genome assembly. NCBI's taxonomy places the organism in Eukaryota, Viridiplantae, Chlorophyta, Pedinophyceae.